Molecule: messenger RNA, 797 nt
Organism: Contarinia nasturtii (swede midge)
Lineage: Eukaryota; Metazoa; Arthropoda; Insecta; Diptera; Cecidomyiidae
Exons: 5
Coding region: 42-566 (174 amino acids)
Source: RefSeq, a predicted model, not a curated record
CAUUUCAACUUGAAGACUUUACACAAACCUUUCUAAAGAAAAUGAAGCUCUUCCUUUCAUUUUGCGCUUUGAUUACGCUUGCCAAUGCACAAUUUGGUGGUUUUGGGGAAUUUUUUCCUCCGUUCAAUGGAUUUGGCAACGGCCAAUUUGGAGGCUCUGAAUUCAAUGGCCGACCAGCCCGUCCAGGAUUUGGCCGACCACCGCUUCCACCACCAUCAGCCAACCUCACUGUGACAGAUGAUGACCAAAUUGCAUGCAUUAUAACGGGACUUCAAACUCUCAAUGCCUCAAAUACCAACUUUAGUGACUACUUCGAAAACUUGAUUACAAUCCAGCAACAGCAAUUGACAAAUAUCCAAAACUGUAAAACCCUUCGAUUCUACGACGGAGUGAGAUGCGUUAUUCACUUCCAAGCGGCUACUGACAAGAAAAACCGAGAAGUGAUUCGUUCAUUCUCAUUUGCCGGCCGUGAAGUUGUUAGUCAGAUUAUCAGCACUUUCAAGGACUGUUUGGGCAUUACUACCUCCACAACCACUGAGGCGUCCACAACCACUUCAACUGCAUAAAUUAUAGUUUAAUAUCGAAGACGGCAUAUCAACGGAAUCAAACAUUUAUUUCAUUGCACUAUAAUGUAGAGAAUAGAAAAAGAAGAUGCAUUUUUGUAUAAAAUGGUCCCCAUUCUUAUGGGUAAUGAGAGCUUUAGUCUUUUCAAAAUGAAAAUGUAUGAACGUGAACCAAUAAAAACCAACUUCUAUUUCCGAUUAUGUUGGCAAAAUAAAUCAAAAAGCACAUUUCAA